This is a messenger RNA of Callorhinus ursinus (northern fur seal), 1890 nucleotides long. RefSeq names its product group IID secretory phospholipase A2. Gene Ontology annotation, molecular function: calcium ion binding; phospholipid binding. The record is from RefSeq and is a predicted model, not a curated record. Gene Ontology annotation, biological process: arachidonate secretion; negative regulation of T cell proliferation; lipid catabolic process. Lineage: Eukaryota; Metazoa; Chordata; Mammalia; Carnivora; Otariidae.
CUGCUCUGGGCUGGGACCAUGGAGCUUCCCCUGCUGUGCACACUGCUGGUGUUUGCUGGUGUGAUUCCAACCCAGGGCGGGAUCUUAAACCUGAACAAGAUGAUCAAACAAGUGACCGGGAAGAUACCCAUCAUCUCCUAUUGGCCCUACGGCUGUCACUGUGGACCUGGGGGCAAAGGCCAACCCAAAGAUGCCACAGACUGGUGCUGUCGGAACCAUGACUGCUGCUAUGAUCACCUGAGGCAGCACCGAUGCCGUGCCUACAUGGACCAUUAUGACUACACAUUUUCCCAUGGGGACAUCCAGUGCUCCGACAAGGGGAGCUGGUGUGAGCAGCAGCUGUGCACCUGUGACAAGAAGGUGGUCCUCUGCCUGAAACAGAACCUGGACACCUACCAAAAGCACCUGCGUUACUACUGGAGGCCCCGCUGCAAAGGCCAGACCCCUAUGUGCUAGCAGGGGCCUGCCCCACCGCCCCAUGCUCCCUCCUGUUCCUCAGCAUCUCCGGCUCUGGCGCUCCGCCCCUGCCCCAGCGUCUGACCCCCUGAACUGGCUCGGGAGGGUCUCAACCACGCCCCACCCUCCUUCUUGCUCUUGGACCUUCCAAAUCUUCCUGACCAAGGUCACCGCUCUCUUCUGAGCGUGGUUUGAGAUCUGCGGAGAAGGCAAAGCCAGGAAGCCCCUAGGGAUGGUGUUUGGGCCGAAGCCACAGGUGUUGGGGGUGGGGAUUUGGGGUCCGUGGUGGGGCGGGUCCCCCUUGCCACUGCCAGUCGCCAGGCCCCCUGGCCAAGUCUCACCCUGUCUGACACACUGUCCAAGCUGCAGCCAGGGUGGCCUCUCUUGAAGGGCAGUGUUGAUCUUUCUGUCCACGUGGCUCUACUUCUUAAAACCCAAAGCCCCCCACCGCCCCCACCCUUGGUAGGACCUCUCACGGAGUUUGGGGCCUGCACUGUCCAGCACUAUGUCACUCUCCCAAACUAGGCUGGGCAGUCCUCUGAGGCAGGGCCCAUGACCGUCUUGGACUCAGUUGCAUCUCUGCAUCCAAAGCAGUACCCGGGACCAAGAAGGGACCCCAUGAAUGUCUCUUGAGCUAAGGACCAGAUGAAGCCGCCUGGAGCAAGAGCUCCAGGCCCCUGGUCCACACGCAAAUGCAGUGUGUCCUCUCCUGCUUCUAGAUGCUUUUCAGGCUGGGACCUCUGCAGAGUGCUCCGCUUGCUGUCCCCAGGUGGCCGAGCCCCACCUAGGCCCCUUGCGGUCCAAGGGCCACUAGCAACAGAAGCCUCCCCUGGCUGACUCCUCCUCGGCUCCAAGGGCUUGCUCCCUCCUCCAAACCCGCAUAGCACUUUAUGGGUCUGUAAUCUACCAGGUUUGAUCUUGAGUGGGAUAUAAUACCUGGUCUUUUCCAAACCCCUCCAACUGGACUGGAGCUCCUGGAGGAUGGGGGCUUUGUCUCUCAUCUUUGUUUCCUCUGCUCCCUGAACUAACAGGUGCUCGAUUAGUGUUUAUGGACAAAUGAGUCCAUAAUGGAUGGAUGGAGGUUGUGGCAGAUGCUGGUACCCCACCCAGAUCCCCUCCUGGCCCCAUCUCCCAACCCCCAGCUAAGCCAGAUGGUUGGCUGCUACAUGCUCACAUCUGUCUCCUUCUCCUCUUUGUCUGCUGGAAGCCCACCUCUAACGAGUGACUAGAGAGUGUAAUACCAGAAGGAUGUAAUUGCCCAGCUCCAGCCUCCAUGCAGGACCACCCAGGCAGCACGUUGCAUGCCCCAGAGCUCCACGUGGGAUCAGGCUUAGGCAGAUGUCUAGAACACCUCUUUGCUUAGCUUCAUACCUUGGUCUGGCCUGUUUCCCUUGCUACCUUACAGGUUUCUCCUGAGAGCACGCCCUCAGUAAA